AUGAAGUGGCUUCUGGUGGCCACCGUGUGUGUGUUGGCGGUCGACGGAGCGAAACAAAUUGUUGGUAAUGCUUAUCAGUACCCGUUACCCGGUGGAGGAGCGACAACGUUCAUCAAAGGUCCCGCCUACGCCAAUCAAAUUCAAUCGCUGGCCGCUAAUGGCCCUCUGGCAGGCCGGAGCGUACUCCAGGGUACAGUGAACAGCUUCACUUACGCACCGCACGGUACGUUCGCAGCUCAAGUGAAUCGUGUCGUGGUCCCACAAGCCGUCUCUACGCCUUUGGCCCCGGCACACGUGAGUCAUGGGAUCGUGCAGCCUCAUCCCCUAGUCAACCGCGUCGUUCAUCAUUAUCCAGCUCCAAAUGUCGUCGUUUCGUCUCCCCGGGUCCUCUCGGUGCCAGGACCGCAGAUCUCCAUCAGGAGUCCGCAAACGGUCGCGGUUCAAGCACCACGGCUCGCGAUCCGAGUUCCGCAGGUCGUGGCCAGCCCGCAGAGAUUCAGCUUCAGAGCACCCCAGCAGGUGAUUGUCAACUCGGCACCUCAAGUUUUCGUCUCGAAUCCGCGAAUUACCGUGGCACGUAAUCCCAAUGUUGUCGUUUCGUCCCCGAGGGUCCUCACAGCACCAGCCCCGGUCAGAAUUGUACCCACACAGGUGGUUACAGCUCGUGCUCCACAAAUAACUUAUUCAGCUCCUCGAGUCGUCUCAGUCCCCGCACCCCGGGUCACGGUCAGCGCUCCGCAAAUCUCAGCGGCCCCAGCCCCUCAGAUAGCAUUCAGACCCGCGCAAGCGACGACCGUCCGAGCACCACAGAUCGCCAUAUCGGCCCCACGCGUUAUUGCGAACCCUGUCCCGCAGAUUGCCGUGUCCGCUCCGAGAGUAUUCUCCACUCAGACUCCCCGAGUCACGAUCGGGGCUCAACAAGUAUUCGCAGCCCCGGCUCCCCAGGUCGUAGUGAGACGUCCUCCUGCGCUAGCCAUUCAGGCACCGAGACUAACGUUGGGGAUUCCUCGGCUUACCGCAGCUCGGGUCCCGCAAAUCACGGUGAGGAACCCGCAGAUCAUCGCAGCUCGACCGAGCCAAGUCACCGUGGGAGCCCCGCAAUUGAUCACGGCCCGCGCCCCUGUGAUCUCCCUGAGGGCUCCGCAAAUCAUCGCCGCCCGUGCGCCCCCAGUGACUAUCGGAGCUCAACAGAUACUCGCAGCUCCGGCCCCCCGAGUCACCGUCAGCAGUCCGCAAAUCGUCGCGGCCCCGCAAUUCGCUGUCAACGCCCCGCGGUUGGCUCAGGGCCCUAUUUCGCAGGUCACAUUGAGCUCCCCCCGAGUAUUCUCUGCUCCGCAAGUCACCGUCAGAGCACCCCAAGUCAUCUCAGCUCCAGCUCAGCAAGUAGUAUUCACUUCUCCGCGGGUUAUUUCGGCUCAAGUUCCCCAACAACUCACCGUGGACACGCCCCGUGUCAGCGUGAGCACGCCACAAGUCUACUCGGCCCCUGCCGCCCAAAUAACCCUAAGCAACCCCCAAGUGGUCUCUGCUCCGCGAGUCACCGUUAGAGCCCCUCAGGUGGUUUCAGCUCCUGCUCCGCGAGUAGUUUUCAAUUCUCCGAGGGUCCUCACGGCUCAAGCCCCCCAGCAGAUCACCGUCGCCGCCCCGCGGGUCACCGUGAGCCAGCCACAGGUCAUAUCAGUCCCUACGCCAAGUGUGGCCAUCCGUACCCCGCAAUUGGUCUCGGCCCCGACCCCACAAGUAUUCAUCAGUUCUCCGCGGGUUUUCUCGGCUCAAGCUCCGCAGCAAAUUACGGUGAGCGCUCCUCGACUGCUCUCGGCGCCAGGUCCUCAAAUCGCCGUCAGUUCUCCGCAGAUCAUCGGUGCUCGAGCUCCUCAGAUCAGUUUCUUCUCCGCCCCUCGAUCGUUGCGGCCCGCGAUAACGAGCUUCAUCGGGAGCGCCUACUUGGCGAACAAUUAUCUUCCUCAACGAUCGACUCUCGUCACUCCCGUUACGCGAUUCGCUUCACAGCCAGCCGUAUUUUCGGUGAGAGUUCCCUCGGCGACUGUUGUUGGAACUUCGCAAAACCUACGGGGAAACGUCCCCGCACUCGUCACCGGCGGUGGUAACACCGUUGUUGCCCCCGGAAUUUCUUCGAUACGCCUGAACGCCCCGACGAACGUAGUUUCUGGAUUGUCUGUCAACCUUGGCCCGCGAACAGUCACGAGGCAAUCAGUACCGAUAACGGGAAUAUCCAGUAGUGUCUUCACGAAACUCGUUCACGUACCCGCAACAACGGCGAUCGUUUCGAACGGACCCGCUAUCAAUUCCAUCGUCUCAUCAAAUCCAACAUCCAUCGGUAUUUCAGCGCCUUCUGGUUUGCUCAGAACUUCUGUGACGUCUUCGGCGCCACUCGCGAACACCUACCUGAGCUCCCCGUCACUUGUCGGGGUUGCGUCCCCUCUACUUACAGCCGUACAUAGAGCGACCGGCGUUGGAGCGAUCCCUGUCGGCUCCGUCGCUCGUCUGUCGACUCCCGCCGUAACGUCCGCGAACAACGUCGUCGUGGCGAGACCGCUGCCCACUACGAUCACGAGCACACCCUCAAUCGUUGCUCUGUCACCUGGCCCUACGAGAAUCACAACUCUAGCCGGUCCGAACCAAAUCAUCGCCCAAGCCCCGCUCGUCUCACGGACUGUCAGCCCUGUCGGUACAAAUAUUGCUGUUCAGCCGAGGAGAACUUUGGUUGCGUCUGUCCCCGGAGCGGUCGUGACUCAGGUCUCGGGUUUAAGCUCCGCUAGUCCCGCGCUUUCGAGCUCGAUUCCCUCCUCGGGAACGAUCGUGUCCUCCGUGCCCGUCCGAGUCGCUGGGAGCGUGCUUCCCGUCGCUGCUCCUCGCGCCCUCGUCACGACUUCAGUGACAGCUCCGCAACAGCUUCUAACUCCGGCUGUAACUCAAAUACGGCGCGCCCCCACCGUUAUCGCGGCAAGGCAAACGGGAGGCGGCGUGAUCGUGUCAUCCUCACCUCAGAUUACGAGAGUUUCGACUCAGACAAUCAACCCCUCGGUCGGCCUUGCGCAAGUGAGACCAGCGCUCGGGGCUUCAGUCGUAGGUUCGAGUCCGCAGUUCUCCACCGUGUCUCAGAUAUCGCGUCUGGUUUCCACCGUCUCCGCUCCGGCAGGACUGGCGCAGUCGAAUGUCGCUCUCACUCCCGCCGUGUCCGUCAUAGGCGGAAGCUUACCCGUCAGCGGAACAUCCUCGAGCUACCUCACGAAACUCGUUCAAGUUCCAGUCUCCUCAACAGUUCUAGGUCCGAUGUAUAGUCAGCAGCUCUCGGUCGGUUCGGCGUCACCUUCGGUUCUUCUGUCCAACCAGAACAACAUCCUGUUUACCGGUCCUGGUUCUCUUUUGAAAUUCAUUCCCGCCGAUGCUGUGAGGAUUCAGACGCUCGGUCCUGCCGCCCUGAACAGCAACAGCGUCUCCCGGAACUCGAUCGGUCGACUCACGCCCACGACCGUCCUGACGGGUACUUCUGUACAGAGCGUUCCGGUUGUACAAUCUAAUCAAAUACAACCCGUUACAAAUGCCGUGACGGUGUCUCAAGGUGCCGUCAAUCAAGCCCUUCUUCCAGUUUCUGUCACUUCUGCUCAGAGCAGACUCGCUCUUGAUAACAUCGUCAGAUCGAAUCUGCCAAGGAAUCUGUUGACUGGAUACACCGUCCCCGUUGUACAGAAUGCCGUGAGACUGACUUCUACGAGUUCCGCAAUUCCACCAGCGCCUGUCACCGUCCAGGGAGCCGUGAACGUCGUGAGCGCUGAAACCGCUGGAUCGAGACCCGGCUCGGGUUACGUGAACAGGGAAAUUAACGCACCGAUAGCCGCCAGAUUGACGUCAUCGGUGCAAUCGACGAACACCAUCACGGAGCAGAGGAGCAAUCUCCAUGAAAUUCACAUUGGAGGCGACCGGAAAAGCAUUCGGGUCGAAGAGUACAAGACCGGACCUCAAGUGAUCCGAGUGCACGACGGUCCACGAUCGCCUCCGCAGGUUCUCAACGUCGAAGCUCCGCAAGAGCAGCAAGACAUCGUGAGAAUCGUUUCGAAAGAAGCUGGUCCGCCCCAUGUGGAACGGGUCGUCCACGAUGGGGGCACGCAAGUUUUCGAUGUUCAGAAGCCCGCAGCCGCGCCGGAACGAAUCGUUCACAUCGAACGAGGCCCACCGACACCUCCGAGAGUGGAGCUGACACAGGAGCAACCUCAAGUCGUCGCUGCAACGCCAGCGGUCGCAGCCACACAGAUCGCCAGUCCUCCGGUGGCAGUCACGGUGAGGGAAGGCGCUCCCUUAUUGAGUGCCUCCAGGGUGCGAGCGUCUCCCCUGGCUCGAAUCGCCGCUGCGCCGGUGGUCGCGCUCGAUACGAACUCCGCGUCGGAGAAGAUUGUGGUGCGAAAGCUCGUUCCAGCGGGAACUUUCGGCACCAGACUAAGGCGGAGGAAACUCACUAAAGCCGCCACUUCGAGAUAA
Messenger RNA from Galendromus occidentalis (western predatory mite), 4497 nucleotides. RefSeq names its product mucin-17-like. The coding region runs from base 1 to 4497 and encodes 1498 amino acids. The transcript has a single exon. NCBI's taxonomy places the organism in Eukaryota, Metazoa, Arthropoda, Arachnida, Mesostigmata, Phytoseiidae. The record is from RefSeq and is a predicted model, not a curated record.